This is a messenger RNA of Eutrema salsugineum, 825 nucleotides long. RefSeq lists its product as uncharacterized. The record is from RefSeq and is a predicted model, not a curated record. Lineage: Eukaryota; Viridiplantae; Streptophyta; Magnoliopsida; Brassicales; Brassicaceae. The transcript has 6 exons. The coding region runs from base 1 to 825 and encodes 274 amino acids.
AUGGAGGAAUAUCAUCUGAUUUCAGAUCUGCAUCCCGAUAAAACGAACUGGACUAUAAGAGUUAAAGUCUUGAAGAAAUGGCAUGUCAAGCAUCCUAGCCAACGUCAUUCCUUGCAGUUUAUGUUGAUGGAUGAAGAGGCUGAAACUAUUCAAGCUUUUCUCUAUAUUCCCGAUUUAAUCAAGAGUUUCGACAUGUUAAUUGAAGAAGGUCAAUGGAUUUGUUUUUCUGAAUUUGUGGUAUUUGAUGAGACGUCGGAGGAACCAAAUUCUCCAAUUGGAAGUUGUAUUAGAUUUUUACAAAACACUGAAGUUGAUCUCAUUGAUCUUAUCGAAGUUGACACUCCUCAUGGUUUUCUAAAAUUUUCUGAUGUUCUUGGUGGCAAAACUGAGCCUGGACUUCCCAUCGAUAUUAUGGGUUUUGUAGUCAAUAUUGAGCCACUGGUCACAGUUACUGAUGAUUCUUACCCUGAAAGACAAGAUAAGAAAACCGCCAGCAUCUCUUUCACUAUCAAGGAUGAUAAGGGGUUAUUAUUAUCGUGUGUUGCAUCAGGAUCACUUGCACUUGAUUUCAAUGACAAAAUUUUCACUGAAAAACAAUUACCAUUUGAUUGUCUGUUGACCGACUGGUCUGUGAAACAUGGAGAAGGUGGGUACUAUCUUAGGUCUAGAGGAGGGAUUUCAAGGAUCGAAUUUUAUCCUAAACUUCCACAAGCCAAAACUUUCGUUAGAAGGUUUUGGAACAACCAACAAAAACCUACCGAUGUUAUUGAUUUAGGUGCGAACGAUGAUGAAGCAAGUACAUCAUCCGUGAAGAAUAGAAACUGA